This is a messenger RNA of Lodderomyces jiufengensis, 1533 nucleotides long. RefSeq names its product purine-cytosine permease (gene FCY21). The record is from RefSeq and is a predicted model, not a curated record. Gene Ontology annotation, molecular function: nucleobase transmembrane transporter activity. Gene Ontology annotation, cellular component: fungal-type vacuole membrane; plasma membrane. The coding region runs from base 1 to 1533 and encodes 510 amino acids. Gene Ontology annotation, biological process: transmembrane transport; cytosine transport. NCBI's taxonomy places the organism in Eukaryota, Fungi, Ascomycota, Pichiomycetes, Serinales, Debaryomycetaceae. The transcript has a single exon.
AUGGAUGAAAAGAAUAUGACAGUUAAUGCUGAAAAAGCAUAUUCAUAUGAUGAUGUAGAUCAUCCAAGUUCUGGAACAGCUUCAGAUACUGAAGUUCAUGAUACAAAAGUCAAUUUUGUUGAUCGUUGGGCUUCUAAAUUAAGAGCUGAAACAAAAGGUAUAGAUAUGGUUACCGAUGAAGAAAAAACUGAAGAUUCACUUUGGAAUGCUGCAACUAUGUGGUUUUCAGCAAAUUUAGUUAUUGCAACUUUUUCAUUAGGUGCUUUAGGUAUUACUGUCUUUGGAUUAGCUUUUGGUCAAGCUGUUUUAGUUAUUAUAUUUUUCACUGCAAUUGGUGCUUUUACAGUUGCUUAUUUUUCAUGUUUUGGUCCUGUUUCUGGUUUAAGACAAAUGAUUUUGUCAAGAUUUUUGAUUGGUGAUAUAACGUGUAGAAUUUUUAGUUUUAUUAAUGUCAUUGCUUGUGUUGGUUGGGGAGCUGUUAAUAUUAUGGCUUCUGCUCAAUUGUUACAUAUUGUCAACAAUGGUGCUUUACCUCCAUGGGCUGGUUGUUUAAUUUUGGUUCUUUGUACCAUCAUUGUUACAUUUUUUGGUUAUCAUGUUAUUCAUCUUUAUGAAAAAUGGUGUUGGAUUCCAAAUUUAAUUAUUUUCAUUAUUAUUAUAGUUAGAUUUGCAAUGAGUGGUAAAUUCCAAAGUGAUGGAUUUAUUGGUGGUGAAACUACUGCUGGUAGUGUUUUAAGUUUUGGUAGUACUAUUUAUGGUUUUGCAACUGGUUGGACUACUUAUGCUUCUGAUUAUACUGUUUAUCAACCAAGAAAUACUAAUAGAACUAAAAUCUUUUUUGCUAUUUUUGCAGGUUUAUUUCUCCCAUUAGUAUUUAUUUUAAUUUUAGGAGCUGCUUGUGCGACUGGUAUUAAAUCUGAUGCAAGAUGGUCUGAAUUAUAUGAAACUAAUUCUGUUGGUGGGUUGGUUUAUGCUAUUUUAGUUGAAGAUUCAUUACAUGGAUUUGGUCAAUUCUGUUGUGUUGUUUUAGCUUUAUCAACAGUUGCUAAUAAUAUUCCAAAUAUGUAUUCAAUGGCUUUAAGUGCUCAAACUUUCUGGAGUCCAUUAGCUAAAAUUCCAAGAGUUGCUUGGACUAUUGCAGGUAAUGGUGCUACUUUAGCUAUUUGUAUUCCAGCUUAUUAUAAAUUCGAAUCAGUUAUGGAAAAUUUUAUGAAUUUAAUUUCUUAUUAUUUAGCAAUUUAUGAAUCAUUAAUGUUAAGUUCUCAUUUAAUAUGGCAUAAAGGAAAUUUCAGAGAUUAUCCAUAUGAAAGAUAUAAUGAUAAAUCAGCUUACCCAUUAGGUUUAGCAGGAACUUUUGGUUUCUGUUGUGGUGUGGCCGGUGUUGUCAUAGGAAUGAAUCAAACUUGGUAUGCGGGAGUUCUUGCAAGACAAAUUGGUGAGUUUGGAGGUGAUAUCGCACCUGAGUUAGGCUUUGCCUUUGCAUUCAUUGGCUUUAACUUAAGUAGGGUGAUCGAAAAGCGUUACAUAAGGUGA